Haliotis rubra (blacklip abalone) is the source of this 2121-nucleotide messenger RNA. RefSeq lists its product as uncharacterized. NCBI's taxonomy places the organism in Eukaryota, Metazoa, Mollusca, Gastropoda, Lepetellida, Haliotidae. The transcript has 4 exons. The record is from RefSeq and is a predicted model, not a curated record. The coding region runs from base 103 to 1176 and encodes 357 amino acids.
GUCAUUGUUUCAGAAGUUGCUAUGGCGCGCUGUGCAAAGCUCUUGGUUCAUUUUAAAGAGACCUUUACUGAAUUACGUUAAUGACUUCAUCACUAUAGCAUAAUGGGGAAGAAAGCACGCAAUCGUGAAGCGAGACGGAGCAUCCGAGAGCGUGCACGGCAGUGGGCGGCGAAUAUUGCACGCACUUUUCUGAGUUACUGCUUGCCAUGUGUGCGGGGUACUGAGGUUGAGGCUCAAUGCCAGGACAAAUCUCUGGUCGACCGAAAAUCUCCACAACCAGUGCAGGAAGAGGUAACCACCAGGCCAGCUCAUCGCACCCGCUACCUAAACCUAAAGGGUGUGCUUCACCCCCAGUCGAACGAUUACCCUUGGUCUGGAGAGAAUGGGAUGUGUGAGUGUGGGGGCAUUGGGUACCAUCCAGUUAUCACUUCCGGUUCUGAGUUCCGAAUUCAGGAUCAUAGGGAUACCAUGGCAGCCCGUUCCAAGUCCGCCACCACGCAGGUCAAGGACGCCGUCACCUCUGGAGGGUUACCUGACUGCCGCUAUUCCGUGAUGGGUAAUUUCAACCAGGGAACAGUUGCAGGGAUCGUUGGACCGUCUGAGAAUGCAGGCACACAGUGUACCAGCAUGGCAUAUACGGCUGUUGUGGCCAGUGCCUUCCUCCCGGUGGGAAUCUGGUCCAGGAAUACACUAGAUACCAUCCUUCAGCUCGGGGAUCAACUCCAUGAACAGAUUCUCACAAACAUGGGAAACAACGCUCCACAAAACAGGUUUCUGGCUUUCGACGAACUGCCUCACAAACCCAGAAUCGGCGCUUUCAGAUGGCCAGUCAAGUGCGCGUUUGGACCGGAGCACCAGGGUGUCAUAUCGGCAAAUGGAGACCACAAUUCUGAAAUAGAACGAUAUUUAAAGGAGACCUUUGGUGAGGGAUACUCAGGCUGCCUGAUGACCUUUGAUGGCAUGACCUCGGCUGUUUUGCAGAACAAUGACGAAACGUAUUCAGUCUUUGACAGCCAUGGACGGAAUAUCAUGGGAAUGAUCGAUGGCGAGGGCCAGGCCAGCUUGCUGAGAUUCACCAGCCUAAUUGAUGUAGCGAAGCACGUUUCAGGCCAAGCCAGAGAUGUCAGCCUGUAUGGGUUGGUUGGCGUCAAAGUCAAGACCAGGGACACGCCAUAAGCAGGAAGUCAAUUGGUGUUCCUGGAGUACUGCAACUAAACACCAAAGCCUCAAGCGUCUAUGCAGUCAUACACGCUCCAGUACCUUGGUACAUCUUCGGGACCUACUAGAAUCAGAAAUCUGGAACUGCUUGGCAACUUUUGCCAUUAUCCGUUAGGAUUCCAUUGGCACCAAUCGCCAUCUGACCUAAAAGUCCCAUGUCAUAUACUGCCAUCAUCACUUGGCAACGUCUGCAAACAGACCUAAGGGACCCAAUAGCAUCUACUCCCACAGACCUUGUUCCUUCAGCAUAUGCUGCCAUUAGUCCUUAGGCACCACGGUACCUGUUGCAUAUCCAUUGUCCACAUGUUACAUACAAGGUGCCUCUAGGAGUUAUGUUGUGUUUCCUAGUAACAGGAGUCAGUAUCAUCCAUGUUUUCCUCCAAAGCUUCUAGAACAAUGUUGUAUUGUUGAUCUGUACUAAAGUUUGUACUGUAGGUCAUGAUGAGAAUUCAAAUUUAACUGUGAUGGUUCCUUGUGACAUGAAAGCCAAACAUGUCUGUGUACAAUAUAUGUCAAGCUAGUACUAUUGUAAUCCCUGAUCUGUUUACUCUGUAGAGACAUCUUGUGUGUUGUCUUUUCAUGAUAAUGAAAAACAUCACAAUGGUGUCUAGUAUGAUAAUGAAAAAACAGCGCCUUGUAUGAUAAUGCAAAACAUCACAAUGGUGUCUAGUAUGAUAAUGAAAAACGGCACCUUUUAUGAUAAUGUCACAAUGGUGUCUUGUAUGAAAAUAAUGAACGUCACCUUGUAUGACAAUGAAAAACAGUGCCUUGUAUGAUAAUGAAAAACAUCACAAUGGUGUCUUGUAUGAUGAUGAAAAACAUCACAAUGGUGUCUUGUAUGAUAAUGAAAAACAUCACAAUGAUGUCUUGUAUGAUAAUGAAAAACAGUGCCUUGUAUGAUGA